Cynocephalus volans (Philippine flying lemur) is the source of this 4737-nucleotide messenger RNA. It is a transcript of the gene GLI2, whose product is annotated as GLI family zinc finger 2. The record is from RefSeq and is a predicted model, not a curated record. Gene Ontology annotation, biological process: smoothened signaling pathway; regulation of transcription by RNA polymerase II. The transcript has 14 exons. The coding region runs from base 1 to 4737 and encodes 1578 amino acids. Lineage: Eukaryota; Metazoa; Chordata; Mammalia; Dermoptera; Cynocephalidae. Gene Ontology annotation, cellular component: nucleus. Gene Ontology annotation, molecular function: RNA polymerase II cis-regulatory region sequence-specific DNA binding; DNA-binding transcription factor activity, RNA polymerase II-specific.
AUGGAGACGUCCGCCUCAGCCACUGCCGUGGACAAGCAAGAAGCCAAAAGUGGGAUCCUGGACGGUACCAGUUUCCCCGACCCGGGCAAAAAGGCCUCUCCUCUUGCGGUGGCCGCAGCGGCAGCAGCUGUAGCUGCCCAAGGAGUGCCGCAGCACCUCUUGCCACCGUUCCAUGCGCCCUUACCAAUUGACAUGCGCCACCAGGAAGGAAGGUACCAUUACGAGCCUCACUCUGUCCACAGCGUGCAUGGGCCUCCCACCCUGAGUGGCAGCCCUGUCAUCUCUGACAUCUCCCUGAUCCGGCUUUCCCCACACCCUGCUGGCCCUGGAGAGUCCCCCUUCAAUGCCCCCCACCCAUACGUGAACCCCCACAUGGAGCACUACCUCCGUUCCGUGCACAGCAGCCCCACGCUCUCCAUGAUCUCUGCAGCCAGGGGCCUCAGCCCCGCUGAUGUGGCCCAUGAGCACCUUAAGGAGAGGGGACUGUUUGGCCUGCCUGCUCCAGGCGCCAACCCCUCAGACUAUUACCACCAGAUGACGCUCAUGGCAGGCCACCCUGCACCGUACGGGGACCUGCUGAUGCAGGGCGGGGGUGCCACCAGCACUCCCCAUCUCCAUGACUACCUCAACCCAGUGGAUGUGUCACGUUUCUCCAGCCCACGGGUGACCCCCCGCCUGAGCCGCAAGCGGGCAUUGUCCAUCUCCCCACUCUCAGAUGCCAGCCUUGACUUGCAGCGCAUGAUCCGGACCUCGCCCAACUCUCUGGUGGCCUACAUCAACAACUCUCGCAGCAGCUCGGCAGCCAGUGGCUCCUACGGGCACCUGUCAGCAGGUGCCCUCAGCCCAGCCUUCACCUUCCCGCACCCCAUCAACCCCAUGGCCUACCAGCAGAUCCUGAGCCAACAGAGGGGCCUGGGCUCAGCCUUCGGACACACGCCACCCCUGAUCCAGCCCUCACCCACCUUCCUGGCCCAGCAGCCCAUAGCCCUCACCUCCAUCAAUGCCACUCCCACCCAGCUCAGCAGCAGCAGCAACUGUCUGAGCGAUGCCAACCAGAACAAGCAGAACAGCGAGUCCGCCGUGAGCAGCACUGUCAACCCCAUCACCAUUCACAAGCGCAGCAAGGUCAAGACGGAGGCCGAGGGCUUGCGGCCAGCCUCCCCCUUGGCGCUGACGCAGGGAGAAGCAUGUGGACACAGCUUACAUGGUUGUGUUCUUUUCUCCCAGGAGCAGUUGGCUGAUCUCAAGGAAGACCUGGACAGGGAUGACUGUAAGCAGGAGGCCGAGGUGGUCAUCUACGAGACCAAUUGCCACUGGGAAGACUGCACUAAGGAGUACGACACCCAGGAGCAGCUGGUGCACCACAUCAACAACGAGCACAUCCACGGGGAGAAGAAGGAGUUCGUGUGCCGCUGGCAGGCCUGCACGCGGGAGCAGAAACCCUUCAAGGCGCAGUACAUGCUGGUGGUGCACAUGCGGCGGCACACAGGCGAGAAGCCCCACAAGUGCACGUUCGAGGGCUGCUCGAAGGCCUACUCUCGCCUGGAGAACCUGAAGACGCACCUGCGCUCCCACACCGGGGAGAAGCCCUACGUAUGUGAGCACGAGGGCUGCAACAAGGCCUUCUCCAAUGCCUCGGACCGAGCCAAGCACCAGAACCGCACCCACUCCAAUGAGAAACCCUAUAUCUGCAAGAUCCCUGGCUGCACCAAGCGGUACACGGACCCCAGCUCUCUCCGGAAGCACGUGAAAACGGUCCAUGGCCCAGAUGCACAUGUCACCAAGAAGCAACGCAAUGACAUGCACCUCCGUGCCCCACUGCUCAAGGAGAAUGGGGACAAUGAGACCAAUGCUGAACCUGGCGGCCGGGGGUCUGAGGAGAAUGCUGAGGCCAGCAGCACCAGCCAGGCCAUGGAGGACUGCCUGCACAUCAAAGCCAUCAAGACCGAGAGCUCCGGGCUGUGUCAGUCCAGCCCCGGUGCCCAGUCAUCCUGCAGCAGUGAGCCCUCUCCCCUGGGCAGUGCCCCCAACAAUGACAGUGGCGUGGAGAUGCCGGGGACGGGGCCCGGGAGCCUGGGAGACCUGACAGCGCUGGAUGACACUCCCCCAGGGGCCGAUGCCUCAGCCCUGGCUGCCCCCGCAGCUGGUGGCCUGCAGCUGCGCAAACACAUGACCGCCAUGCACCGGUUCGAGCAGCUCAAGAAGGAGAAGCUCAAGUCACUCAAGGAUUCCUGCUCAUGGGCUGGGCCAGCUCCACACACCCGGAACACCAAGCUGCCUCCCCUCCCGGGAAGUGGCUCCAUCCUGGAAAACUUCAGCGGUAGUGGGGGUGGCGGGCCGACAGGGCUGCUGCCCAACCCGCGGCUGUCUGAGCUGUCGGCGAGCGAAGUGACCAUGCUGAGCCAGCUGCAGGAGCGCCGGGACAGCUCAACCAGCACGGUCAGCUCGGCCUACACCGUGAGCCGCCGCUCCUCCGGCAUCUCCCCCUACUUCUCCAGCCGCCGCUCCAGCGAGGCCUCGCCCCUGGGCGCCGGCCGCCCGCACAACGCCAGCUCCGCUGACUCCUACGACCCCAUCUCCACCGAUGCGUCGCGGCGCUCGAGCGAGGCCAGCCAGUGCAGCGGCGGCGGCUCGGGGCUGCUCAACCUCACGCCGGCGCAGCAGUACAGCCUGCGGGCCAAGUACGCCGCGGCCACCGGCGGCCCGCCGCCCACGCCGCUGCCUGGCCUGGAGCGCAUGAGCCUGCGGACCAGGCUGGCGCUGCUGGACGCGCCCGAGCGCGCGCUGCCCGGGGCCUGCCCACGCCCGCUGGGGCCGCGGCGAGGCAGCGACGGGCCGGCCUACGGCCACGGCCAUGGCUACGCGGGGGCGGCGCCCACCUUCCCCCACGAGGCUCCAGGCAGCGGCGCGCGGCGGGCCAGCGACCCCGUGCGGAGGCCCGACGCCCUGGCUCUGCCGCGGGUGCAGCGCUUCCUCAGCGCCCACAACGUGAACCCGGGCUCGCUGCCACCCUGCGCGGAGAGGAGAGGCCUUCGCCUGCAGAGCCACCUAAGCGCCGACGGCAGCCUGGCCCGCGGCGCCUACUCGCCCCGGCCGCCCAGCAUCAGCGAGAAUAUGGUGAUGGAGGCCGUGGCGGCAGGCGUGGGCGGCGCGGGGCCGGAGGCCGACCUGGGGCUGCCCGAGGACGACCUGGUGCUGCCCGACGACGUGGUACAGUACAUCAAGGCUCACGCCCGUGGCACUCUGGAUGAGAGCGCUGGGCAGGGAUAUCCCACGGAAAGCACCGGCUUCUCUGACCACUCCAAACUGUCCAGCCCAGGACUGCACGGCCAGCGCAGGCUGGCGGCUGCGGACUCCAACGUGGGCCCUUCUGCUUCUGUGCUGGGAGGCAGCCAGCUGGGCUAUGGGGUACCCUCCAGUCUGAACAAAAGUAACAUGCCCGUGCAGUGGAAUGAGGUGAGUUCCGGCACCGUGGAUGCCCUGGCCAGCCAGACAAAGCCUCUACCCUUUCCUCAGGGCAACCUGGCCGUGGUGCAGCAGAAGCCAGCCUUUGGUCAGUACCCGGGCUACAGUCCACAAGGCCUGCAGCCGAGCCCCAGGGGACUGGACAGCACCCAGCCACACCUUCAGCCCCGCGGUGGAGCCCCCUCCGCACCCAGGGUAAACUACAUGCAGCAGAUGCAGCAGCCAGCAACAGGUGGCCAGUGUCCCAGCAUGACCACCGCUGCGAGCCCCCACCCCACCUAUGGCCAAGCCCACCCCCAGCUGAGCCCCAGCACUGUCAGUGGUGCCCUGAACCCGUUCCCCACAUCCUGCAGCAACAUGGCAGCCAAGUCAGGCCACCUGGGGCUCCCUCAGCAAAUGGAAGUUGCCCCCAACCCCACCAUGAUGGGGAGCCGCCACAGGGAACUCGGGGUCCCCAAUUCAGCCCAGAGCUACCCACAGCAGAGCCAUCACCUGGUGGCCCCCAUGAGCCAGGAGGGCUACCACCAGGUGGCUAGCCUUCUGCCUUCCCACCAGCCUGGCUUCAUGGAGCCUCAGCAGGGUGCAGUGGGGGAGGCUGCAUCAAGCUUUGGCCUGGUGCAACCCCGGCCACCUCUCGAGCCCAAUCCUGCUGGUUGCCACCGUGGGGUGCGUGCUGGGCAGCAGCAGCUAGCCUAUGCCAGAGCCACUGGCCAUGCCAUGGCUGCUGUGCCAGCCAACCAGGAGACAGCAGGGGCUGUACCCAAGGGAGCGAUGGGCACUAUGGUGUCAUUGCCCCCACAGCUGCCCCUGCAGGAUGUGGGUGGGGCCCAGGACCACAGUAUGCUCUACUACUAUGGCCAGAUCCACAUGUACGAACAGAACAGAGGCCUGGAGAACCACGCAGGCUGCCAGGUCAUGCGGCCCCAGCCACCACAGCCACAGGCCUGCCCGGACAGUAUGCAGCCCCAGCCCUUGCCCUCACCAGGGGUCAACCAGGUGUCCAGCACUGUGGACUCCCAGCUCCUGGAGGCACCCCAGAUUGACUUCGACGCUAUCAUGGAUGAUGGCGAUCACUCGAGCCUGUUCUCAGGUGCGCUGAGCCCCAGCCUCCUCCACAGCCUCUCCCAGAGCUCUUCCCGCCUCACCACCCCCCGCAACUCCCUGACCCUGCCCUCCAUCCCCACGGGCAUCAGCAACAUGGCUGUCGGGGACAUGAGCUCCAUGCUCACCAGCCUGGCGGAGGAGAGCAAGUUCCUGAACAUGAUGACCUAA